This is a messenger RNA of Monopterus albus (swamp eel), 5273 nucleotides long. RefSeq names its product transmembrane O-mannosyltransferase targeting cadherins 2a (gene tmtc2a). Gene Ontology annotation, cellular component: endoplasmic reticulum membrane. The record is from RefSeq and is a predicted model, not a curated record. Gene Ontology annotation, biological process: protein O-linked glycosylation via mannose. Gene Ontology annotation, molecular function: protein binding; mannosyltransferase activity. NCBI's taxonomy places the organism in Eukaryota, Metazoa, Chordata, Actinopteri, Synbranchiformes, Synbranchidae.
UAUACAGGUCACACAUCAGAGUGGGGAAUAUUACAUAGUCUGUUAUUCUCACAAUAAUUCACAGAUGAACUGUUACUGUACUGACUAGACAGUCAUCAAAUUUUAAUGACUCCUGUAUUAAAUUAGGUCAACAAGUUACCCUCUGUUGUAUGUAAUUGAAUUUUAUAAUUUAUACAUUUAUUUUUUGAAUUUGUGGAUAUUGUUUUAUAACAUUUUGGUUGACUAGUGAACUGGCAUGGGGGGGUCGGGGGGUUUGUGUAGAUUACAAAGUGUUAAAUAGAUUACAUUGUUUUAAGGCACAUUUAUGUCCCUGUUGUACAGUUUAAAAAAAAUCCGAAAGAUCACUGUUCAGCUUUACAUAUUUCCUGAGGUCAAUCAGUUCUGUUGCCCUGAAAUCAAAAUAAUAUGUUGCCGUGCCAUUUGAUAUACAUUUAUAACUGACUUCCUAAAUGACAUGCUUAUUCUGCCUAUGCGGAGCCCUGUGCGCAUGCGCACCCUCCCUGAAAACCACAUGCAUCUGCCCGCUCUACUCUCUCCAGUGUGAGGGCAGAGAAAUGCGCACACCGCAGCAUAUAUGCGCCCAGGUCCCAGCCAAACCGGCGGUAGCUUCACACAUCCCUGACCCGUCUGUCAGUACAAUGGGUUAAAGGGAAUAUGGCAAACUUUGAUACACUUUGCAUAUUAUGGGAAAUGCCCUGCGUUGUCUGGAGAGCUGUGCUGCCGAGCGGCUGAAUUGAGAUCACAAUAACACAGAGACUUGUGAGAGAAGAGGGGACCUGAUUCCAGUCAUUUCUAUCCCAGCUCCUCACCCACUUUGGUUGUGAGAGAUGAUCACGGAGCUUGUGUGCACCGCCGUGGCUGUGGGUCUCUAUCUGAACACGCUGGACGCAGAUUUCUGCUACGAUGACAGCCGAGCCAUCAAGACCAACCAAGACCUCCUCCCUGAAACUCCGUGGACAAACAUCCUGUACGAUGACUUCUGGGGCACCCUGCUCACUCACAGCGGCAGUCACAAGUCCUUCCGUCCACUCUGCACCCUCUCCUUCCGCCUCAACUACACCCUGCACGGCCUGCGUCCCUGGGGCUACCACCUGGUGAACGUGGUCCUGCACGGCCUGGUCACUGCCCUCUUCACGGCCUUCAGCCGCCCGCUGCUGGGCGGAGAACUGUGGAGCCUGCUGGCUGGCGCUCUGGCUGUCCUUCUUUUUGCUUCUCAUCCGGUGCACACGGAAGCGGUUGCUGGUGUGGUGGGGAGGGCUGACGUUGGCGCUGCAUUGUUUUUCUUGAUGUCACUUUACUGCUACAUGAGACACUGUGGACUCCGCAGGGAUGCCCACGGGUCCUUUCACACCAAGCAAUGUGUUGGCAGAUCAGUCACCUGGUGCUGGGGCUGGAUGCUUGGCAGCCUGUUGUGUGCAGCAGCCAGCAUGCUGUGGAAGGAGCAGGGGGUGAUGGUGCUGGCUGUGUCAGCUGUGUACGACCUCUUUGUGUUCCAGAGACUCUGGUUUCGCCAGGCACUUCUGCUCUUGUUAGGAAAGAGAAAGAACAUCAGUGUUUUGCUGAGUCUUACUGUGCUGGCUUCCUGGGGAGUGAUUCUCCUGUCAGCUCGCCUCUAUUGGAUGGGCAAUAAACCUCCCAACUUCUCCAAUUCUGACAACCCUGCAGCUGAUUCACCACAUUUCCUCACUCGAAUGCUGACUUUCUUUCACCUGCCCGCCGCCAACGCCUGGCUCCUGCUCUGCCCCGACAAGCUCAGUUUUGAUUGGUCUAUGGAUGCUGUGCCCUUGGUCAGAUCGCUGGCUGACUGGAGGAACCUUCACACUGUUGCCUUCUAUUGUGGAUUUAUUCUCCUUGCUUUGUUUGGCCUUCGUGGCCCAACCUCCAAAGCCAAGGAGAUCAAUGGGAAAGCUCAUGUCACUAAUGGGAAAUCAGUCACUAAUGGGAAUGGUUAUCAUGCACUUGACACAAACCUUAACACUGACCACAGUCUGCCCAAGACCAUCAACGGGUCAGCUGGGCUUCAUCACCUCCCUCCACAGACAUCCCUGCCCCCCACAGAAAACCUAGUUCUAUUUUCAUUAGGUAUCCUGUCAUUGCCUUUCAUCCCAGCCACCAACCUAUUCUUUUAUGUAGGUUUUGUAAUUGCUGAGAGAGUACUAUACAUCCCCAGUAUAGGCUUCUGUUUACUAGUUGCUGCUGGUGCAAGAACCUCAUAUGUCAGACUGAGAACUAGAGGCUGCAAGACAUUACUGUUGUGUCUCUGCACUGGAUUGGUGCUGCUGAAUGGACUCAGAACUGUUCAAAGAAACCGUGACUGGAGCAAUGAGGAGAAUCUCUACAAGUCUGGGAUCAAUGUGAAUCCUGCUAAAGCCUGGGGGAACUUGGGGAACGUACUGAAGAACCAGGGCAAGAUGGUGGAGGCAGAGAAGGCUUACAGAAAUGCUCUGCACUACCGAGGGAACAUGGCGGACAUGCUGUAUAACUUAGGUUUGCUGCUGCAGGAAAAUGAGCAUUUUUCUGAUGCGCUGCAUUAUUACAAAUUGGCCAUUAGGAGUCGGCCAACGCUGGCAUCGGCCUACUUGAACACAGGAAUCAUCCUAAUGAACCAGGGCAGCCUGGAAGAGGCCAAACGCACCUUCCUUACUUGUGCUGACAUUCCUGAUGAGAACUUGAAGGACCCCCAUGCCCACAAGAGCUCUGUCACCAGCUGCCUCUACAACCUGGGAAAACUGCUUCAUGAGCAGGGCCAGCAGGAGGAGGCCCUGUCUAUGUAUAAGGAAGCAGUGCAGAGAAUGCCCAGACAGUUUGCACCACACAGCCUUUUCAACAUGAUGGGGGAGGCCUACAUGAAGCUGGACAGGCUGGAGGAAGCAGGCCACUGGUACAGAGAGUCCCUGAGGGCCAAGCCAGACCAUAUCCCUGCUCACCUUACAUAUGGCAAACUCUUAUCCAUCAUUGGGCAGAAGACAGAAGCAGAGAAAUACUACCUGAGAGCUAUUCAACUAGACCCAACGAAAGGAAACUGCUACAUGCACUAUGGUCAGUUUCUGCUGGAGCAAUCUCGUCUUGGCGAGGCUGCAAAGAUGGCGGAGAAAGCUGCGGAGCUGGACAGUUCAGAGUUUGAUGUGGUCUUCAGUGCUGCUCACAUGCUCAGACAGGCCAGUCUAAACGAGGCAGCAGAGAGGCUGUAUGAACACGCAGCCAGCCUCAGACCAGAAUACCCUGCUGCUCUGAUGAACCUCGGUGCCAUCCUCCAUCUGAAUGGGAAGCUUCCCGAAGCAGAGGCCAACUACCUGCGCGCGCUCCAGCUCAAACCUGACGAUGUCAUUACCCAGUCCAACCUGCGCAAGCUGUGGAACAUCAUGGAGAGGCAGGGACUCAGGACUAAACAUGGGCUCGGGAUACAGAAGACUGAUCUUUGAACAGAGAGCGUCGCUGCACUGCUCCCUCAAAGAUGAUGUACUGUCCUCCAGAGAAUAAAGCAGGACAGGAUAUGGAAGAGGUGGAGGCUCAAAGCUCUCUGUCCAAAUCUGAGUUGUUGCCUGUGUUGUUUAUGGAGCACAGUUUGAAGCCUGGCAUGUUUGGGAUUCAAAAAGUCACCGCCAGUGCUGUAUGGUGACGAAAAACUACUAAAACUGUUACCUUAUAUAAGAAUUUAUAAUGUGAUACUCAAUUGUUAAAUUAUACAAGGCAAAAUACAUAGGUAAAUAAUUGCAAGGUUUUAAAAAAGCAUCUUGAGAACAAAGGUCUCCAAUAUCAGCUGAUAAGUUUAAUUCAAAACCUGGGAAUGUUUUAGAGCACUUAACUGAACGAGGAUAUUUCAAAUGUAUUUAAAUAAUUUCUUUAGAACGGGUUGCCAACACUAAUGAGUGAGGGAUGGUUUUGCUGUCGUUCAUGAAGCCAGCUGGUUUGUCUUAAAGAGGAGCUCCACUGAUUUUACCUGCCAAAGUCUGUUUACAAAAAGUGUUUGUGGCUACGGAGAGAGGUCCAUGAUAAACGGCCUCAAGUGAUGUCACUUCAGUCAGAGUUUGCUGGGGUUGAAGAAUACAAGUAAAAAAAAAUAAAAAAUUAAAUGCAGUUACAAAGAAGUAAACAUAAUAGGUCCCUGUAGACUGCUUUUCAUCGCUGUCAGCUUGAGGGUCCAGACACUAUUAGCAUGACCACAUGAAACAGUUGCAUUAUGGUUUUGACAAGAAAGAGAAGAAGGAAUUAUUUUGCUAAGCUCUCCAAAAGAGCUGUAGGACUGUAGCGCUAAGUUGGUGGAUUACUCUCAAAAAAUCCAAUCCCUGAUCAUUUCCUCUCAGGGUGAUCUAGCCUUGGACUUCUACUAAAAGCAUUUAAAGCAUGCCAGUGCAUAGAUGUUCUUCAGGUACUACCCUCUAAUACAGUGCUGUACAGUACCAUGCUCCAGCUAAGUAAAAGAACAGGUGAAAGCAUAACGCAUAGCCAGUCAUAUUCUGUCAUCCAAGUCACUUAAGACUGCUUGCACCAUAAAUGCUCGUGGCUGUAGACAUGGGAAUGAAGGAUGAGAAGAAUCAUCAGCGGUGCCAAAGCAUGUACUGAGUCCACGCCUCAUGCCAGACAAGAACUGUUGUCACAUAUGUGUUGUGUUCCUUGUGACAAGUGAAGAUGUUUCAUUUCAUGUGAUCAAAUGAUCAGUUAAUUUAUUAAUGUGUUACUUUAUGUGAAAAUGCUGACACUGUGCCAUUUCACUGUCAUUAGCCCACCCUCCCAUUUCCUUACAUAGAUAGGCAACAUGGCAGUUACAUUACAGUGUUUUCUACAUGUAUUUUUCUCUCUGCUCAGGGAUAUCAGGUUGUGAUUCCUGUCACAGAAUGGAUUUGUGACACAGAGAGCAUGAUUUUAGAUGUUUUUGAUGAUUUGUGAUUUCUGGUUAAACUAUAGAAAAUGUGUAGCUGAAAAUGUGUUAUGUUUUGUAAAGAAAAGUAAACCUUUUUCCAUAAUAAAAACAUGGUUUUGCGCACAGCAGAGUGAUGUUAUAUAACAUAAUUCAGUCAGUCAACCUACAUGGAUCAGAUGUAUAUUUAUGACAAUACUGUGUAUGUACAGAGUGGGACUGACAGUAAUACCAGUAAUACUGGGUCCAAGUUUUGGACCUGAUUUUGUUCCACGUCUUCAUUAAUACUCUGAUUUUCAUGCAGGUUGUGCAGUCAGACCUAAUGAGUUCAUGUGGACCACCUUGUGGUUCUGGCUUUUCCUGCCCUGAUUUGUUCUUUGCCAGUAGCCUGAUAGUUUAUGUCUACAGAUUAAUA